AUGUAUAUCUUUCUCUCCAACCCAGUUCGCUUCAUGACGAUUACAUUUCCAAGGCUUAUGCUUGCAGGGUUCGAGUUCCUUCUAUGCUGCCCCCAGUACAUCAAAACAGAGCUGUUGUCCCCCUGGGUCCUCUUUCUUAUGAAUUCCAUCUCGACGGUGUGCUCUCGAGUUCGCAAUACAAUGGACAUAGAUACACAGCUGAACAAGGACCAACCGAGACAAGGCCCCUCCAAAAUCAAAACUCUCUUUACCUCGCUCCGAGAAUUAUUCGCCUCCUCCGUGAAUCAAGAACCCUUUCUUGUCCACGAUGGCAGUGACAGAUGGCAUUUAUCGGACACCUAUCUGGCAGAUAUCCCCCGUUGCACACUAAACUGCAUCUAUGCGCAUGUUCGCUCCUUUAACUCCUCUUACACCAACUACGCAUGCAUCUGCGAUAAGACUGGAUCGAUUGGAGCUGAGCCCACCUUCACAUGCGUCAACAACGUCCUGUCAACCCGGACCAAGGAUGGUCUCUGGAUCGAAUCCUUGACUUUUGCGACGUCGUCGGCGUCCCGGCCACUCUCCCAGAUUACAUGGCGCAGUUUGCAUUUCUGCAUCGACGACUCCGACCUAGACAACAGUUCUAACAAGGGCUUCGACCUGGUCUUGGUAAUACAGGAGAGGAUCGCCAAAUCUCGGGGGGCCAAGGAAUGCACGACCGGUCCUGCCGGCCGUACUACAUUGUCCGUGAUCACAGUUUCGCUAACCAUUACACCCACACCCACGUCCACGCCCGAAGCUACGGAAAGCGCGGUGGGAGGAAAGGCUGCAAACACAGAUCCCAGUAGUGAAAGUAGUACAUCUGGUCUGUCCACGGGUGCGAAGAUUGGAAUCUGGUUCGGUAUUCCCCUCGGCAUUAUUCUCAUCGUCAUCCUACUAUGGAUGUAUCGUCGGAGAACCAGAUGUCGCUCGAAUAAUCCUCUAUCCCCUGGUACUGUGGAAGAACAACAACAUAAGGCAGCCCCGCCACCAUUGGGCGCUGAAAUCGACGGGAAUGCCAUCAAGGAAGCAGACGGCCGAGCUGUCGCUGCCGCUCUCACGCCGCUGAAACCGAUGUACGAGUUAAGCGGACAGUCGAUGACGCCGAGGUCUGAACUGGAUGUUCCGCGACAGGAAGAUCAACACUGUGGAACCGCAGGGGUGACCUCUGUGGAUAUAUAG
Aspergillus tanneri is the source of this 1200-nucleotide messenger RNA. RefSeq lists its product as uncharacterized. Lineage: Eukaryota; Fungi; Ascomycota; Eurotiomycetes; Eurotiales; Aspergillaceae. The transcript has 4 exons. The record is from RefSeq and is a predicted model, not a curated record. Bases 1 to 1200 code for a protein of 399 amino acids.